CACCGAGCGAAGGACGCGACCAACCCGCGCAUCAACCCACUGUGUCGCCUAGCCACCGCCAGGAUCGCAAACGCCCGAGGGUAGGAUCCAGUUAGGACAGACAAGAGGGCCAAGGACCAACGUGUACAGAGAAAGGAGAGACAAGAGAUCAUGGAAGCCGCUCCGAAUGGACCGGGGAUACCGAAAUGGAACACCUUCAAUUAUGGCAUGGUUUGCUUUUAUUCCAUCGGUUUACAUGCUAGUAUUUCGCUUCCAUAUUACCUGGUGAAAUACUCAGUGACGUACCUUCUGGCUCAUUACAUCAUACUGCUCUCUUUCUGUAUACCAAUCUGCUACGUCCAAAUAAAGCUCGGCGCCAUCUAUCGGCAGAAUAUCCUCGGGAUCUACAGUUUGCUCAUACCCAUUCUGAAAGGCUGUGCUAUAACCAUCCUGAUCCUCUCCUACAUCAGGAGCCUGACGGGCAGUCUAGAACUCAGCUACUGUCUCUACUAUGCCUUCGCCUCCUUCUUUUCCCCGUAUGACGAAUCUUCUCACCCAAACCACUCGGAAAUGUCUGGUCACCAGAGGCCAAUUGUAUUCUUCAAGGAGUAUUUUCUCCAGAUUUCCGAUGGACUGUCCGAGGAAGGUAACAUGGUGUGGUAUUUGGCCAUUGCCCUACUGGUCACGUGGUUUCUACUCUUCAUGUGCACAGCUAAAGAACCUUCGUUUAUGAACAAGCUGGCAUUCGUCCUAUCGCCCACGGCUUUGAUUCUUCUGCUGGUGGUGCUCGUUUAUGGUUGGGUGGCCCCUCCUCCGGUGGCCCCCUCUGAGCCAUUUGGGAGUCUUGUGGAGGUCAAUGGUUCGUUCUCUUACCACGAAAAAAACAUCGACGAGGAACAGGAAGAUCAAGAAUUGGGGGUGUGGAGCCUGUCCCUGGCCAAACUCUACUCACCCCAGCCCUGGAUGAAUGCAUUGAUUCUGCACAUCUAUUCCCUGGGGCUGUGGUCUGGGGUCCUCCCUACCAUCGGCGCCCAUCUCUACAACAACAAAACCACGAUUGUAAGGGCUAACGUGAUCCUAUUCCUGGUAUACGGCUUGGUACCCGUGGUGUUCGGUAUUGCUUUCAUUCCAUUUAUUUCCACUAAUUCAAACUAUGGCAUGUUUGAAUACGGAGAAAAACUGAAACCGGGUUUGGGUCUCCUUCUUCUGGGAAUGUUUGGUAAAAUCCGCCACGUGCCCGGCAUUGCAAUGUGCCUGUACUUAGGAGUGUAUCUCCUCGGGAUGCUUCACAUGGUGCUGCAUCUGACUGUGAUUUGGGAGGCCCUGCUGUGUUCUCUGCCCACCUGUAUACUGCAGUUCUUCCGGAGAAGGUCUACGUUGGUGGCAAUACUGUCCUUCCUCUCUUUCAUAUUGUGCAUUCCAUACAGUUUCCAGAGCGGCGUUUACCUGUACAUGCUGGUCAACAGUUACCUGGACCGUCUGAUCUUCACGGUGAUCAUCGUCAGUAUCGUCCCCACAGUCAUCGGCUACAUCAAACAGAACCUGAUGUACCUGCUACUGGAGCGCGCCCUGAUGAGUCUGUGGUAUGGAGCCUCCUCUCUUGUUAUAGCGGCCAUGCUGAUCUAUUACUUUGCUGUGUACGUGUACCCAUUCCCCGCCACCAUUAGGGACCCUAAAGCUGAGGGGGUCGCCAGUGACGACAGACAGUGCUUGGGGUGGUUUGUAGCCGUCGGGCCCGUCAUCUUUGGUUUCAUACUGGGGGCUUUCCACGCCGUCUACACCGAGAAGGGCUCGUUUACCGAGAGAUGCAUACGGGCACUGAAAUCGGACAGUCUACAAACGGCAGACAGCAGUGAAUAUGACGUAUCGGAUAAAACGCCACAAACAACGUCGUCAAAAUCCAACAGUGACGUCACGUUGUCAAAAAUAGACACAGAAGUUGUGAUCGACAACCAAGACCUGUCCUCAGAUUUAGUCAAAGUGUAAUAAACGUUCAAUUCGAAUUCUUUUUUUUUGUAUUAUCAUAUAUGGUCUUUGGAAUUUCGAUUUACAAACGUUGACCAAAUCGUUGCAGUUUUCUUUCAUAGCAAACAUGCAAGUUCGACUUGUUAUGUGUGUAUUGCAAAUGAAAGCGAGUUUUCAGAUAAUGAAGAGUCUUACAGUACGGGUUUAUUUGUGUAUCUUUGGGUAACUCCUCUUUUACAUUAAUUACGGUUGUGUUGAUUUUAUUUUGAUAUGCUGGUUACAAAAGCACGGGUAUUAACGUACAUCGUCGCAAACAACGGCUAAUUUUGUACGAUCUUCUCCCAUCUAGUAGGAGAGAGCUGUGCGGACUCCGGGCCGUGGCUCGAGACGAUGGCUGGAGACGGAUGAAGGAGAAAGUGGUCGAUUGUAAUACUCCAUUAUAUUUUUAACUGUUGCAGACAUGUUCAUUUAAGCUUGUAAAUGGAGACUGUACAUCGCACAAAUUUUAUUGGUACAUUUAGUUUCUCUAUCAUAGGCUGUGCGGUUGUUGCUUAGACAUUGAUCUCUUUGCUACUUGUAUUCUACGAAAUGAACUAAAAGCUAGCCUUGCAAGUCUCUCUAUUUAAUACCAAGACACAUUCUUUUAUACCUGAUGAUGUCAAACGUGUUCAAUGCCAUUUGAGUAUGGUAGAUAGAGCUUUCAAAUUUCUUAACAACGUUAAAAUUUGUAAGAAAUAUAAAACAUUAAAACAACAGAGACCUAAGCAAGUCUAACUAAAAGCUUCAGUAAAUGUUUUGUCUUGUGAGAAAAUGCCAUUGCAAUGGGUGAUAUAUAAACACGAAAUAAAAUCUUUAUCUCAUCAA
Molecule: messenger RNA, 2808 nt
Organism: Magallana angulata
Lineage: Eukaryota; Metazoa; Mollusca; Bivalvia; Ostreida; Ostreidae
Product: sodium- and chloride-dependent GABA transporter 3-like
Exons: 15
Coding region: 151-1965 (604 amino acids)
Biological process (GO): sodium ion transmembrane transport
Cellular component (GO): membrane
Source: RefSeq, a predicted model, not a curated record